Molecule: messenger RNA, 1760 nt
Organism: Thlaspi arvense
Lineage: Eukaryota; Viridiplantae; Streptophyta; Magnoliopsida; Brassicales; Brassicaceae
Source: the annotation of a GenBank genome assembly
CAAACCAAAAUCGGUGGACCCACGAGAUUCAACUCAGUUAAACAUCUCCCACAAGAAAAUGCAGACGUCAAUAUUCUUUACAAUGGCUAUAUAAACCCUAGAUCAGCACAAGGUUCCAUCCAACACAAACACAAACACACAAACAAAAUAACCAUGAAGAAGUUUCACGGAGUCGCCUUGGUUGUUUUUCUAUCAGCUUUAGCGACUACUUGCAAAGCAGAUGAAGAAGGAGCCAUUCACAUAUGGAAACAUCGACGUCGAAGGAGGCAGAGGUCGUGGUCUAAAUGUUUGGGAUGGCUUCACUCACCGAUACCCAGAAAGGAGAACCAGAUCAUGGGAAUGGAGACACUACUUAAAGAUCUAGAGGCGAUAAUCGAAAUGAAUGCUACUGGCUACAGAUUCUCCUUUGCGUGGUCAAGAAUCAUUCCAAAAGCAAAAAGGAGUAGGGGAGUGAACAAAGGAGAUGCCCUCAUUGCAAAGAACAUAACGCCUUUCGUUACCCUCUUUCACUGGGACCUUCCUCAAACACUGCAAGAUGAGCAUGAAGGUUUCUUGAGCCGCGAAGUCAUAGAUGAUUUCAAAGAUUACGCGGAUCUAUGUUUCAAGGAAUUUGGUGGAAAGGUAAAGAACUGGCUCACUAUCAACCAGCUCUACACACUGCCUACGAGAGGCUAUGCAAUCGGGACAGAUGCACCCGGUCGAUGUUCUCAAGCGAUUGAUGAGAGAUGUUACGGCGGAAAUUCUUCAACGGAACCCUAUAUAGUUGCACAUAACCAGCUUCUUGCUCAUGCUGCGGCGGUUGAUCUUUACAGGAAGAAAUAUAAGUUCCAAGGAGAGAAUAUCGGACCUGUGAUGAUAACUAGAUGGUUUCUUCCAUAUGAGUUUAUGGAGUCGCUAACAAAAGAUAGAUACCCAGACGUCAUGAGGAAAAUUGUGGGAAGUCGUCUUCCCAACUUCACAAAAGCAGAAGCCAAACUCGUAAAGGGUUCAUAUGAUUUUCUUGGUCUCAACUAUUACGUCACUCAGUAUGCACAGCCAGCUGCUAACCCAUAUCCUUCGCCAAAUCACACUGCCAUGAUGGACCCAUGCGUAAAGCUCACGUCUGAAAAUUCACGUGGUGAAGUUCCUGGUCCACUGUUCUCUGAAGACAAGGUAAGCGGCAACAGCUAUUACUACCCAAAGGGAAUUUACUACGUAAUGGAUCACUUCAAAACCAGAUACGGUGACCCUUUAAUCUAUAUUACCGAGAACGGAAUAGUAGCCUCGGUUCUGAAACCCGUGAGGAGGCUGUUGCCAAUUCCAAGCGGAUUGAUUAUCUUUGUAGUCAUCUCUGCUUUCUCAGUAAAAGAGAAGAAUGUCAACAUAAAAAGAUACUUUGCAUGGGCUCUUGGAGAUAAUUAUGAAUUCUGUAAAGGCCUUAGCGUCAGAUUCGGACUCAGUUACGUUAAUUGGACAGACGUUACUGAUAGAAACUUAAAAGAUUCUGGCAAAUGGUACCAGAAGUUCAUUAACUUCAUUAACGUUACCACCAAGAACCCUACAAAACAAGAUUUCCUCCGCUCUAGCCUCUCUUCCCAAUACAAGAAGCUCGCAGAUGCAUGAACACUUUAUGCCCAUGAUCAAGCUCAUGUCAUUACUAUUUCUACUUGCUCCACAGAUAACAUAAGGAACUUCGUUGACUGUACUAAAUAGAAUAAUCCCCCCCCCCCCCAACUUAGGGUUGGUAGAACUAUAAACAUGUUUUCAUUAUUAAUCAGAUU